Halichondria panicea is the source of this 815-nucleotide messenger RNA. Its product is annotated as tetratricopeptide repeat protein 33-like. The record is from RefSeq and is a predicted model, not a curated record. NCBI's taxonomy places the organism in Eukaryota, Metazoa, Porifera, Demospongiae, Suberitida, Halichondriidae. The transcript has 4 exons. Bases 105 to 641 code for a protein of 178 amino acids. Gene Ontology annotation, molecular function: protein binding.
UUUACCGAUUACAGUGAGCUGCAAAGAUGCCUUUGUUUCUAUUGGAUAACUAACUUCACAAUGUCCACAAAUGUCCUAAGAAGUCACUGGUUGCCUCUAAUAGAAUGACGUCUUUCAGCUGGAAGAGAAAGUCCAAGCUCAGUACAACUUCUGCCAUUGCAUUUUCAGAAGAAGCCGAAGAUGAAGCAGAACUUAAUGUGUUGGAUCGGUUGUGCCCUACAAAGCGUCUCUGCUUGUCUAGUCUGGAGGAUGAUUCAGUGAAGAGCAAACAAUUGCUAAAGGAGGGAGCUGCACUGGCAGAGAGUGAGAGGUAUUGGGAAGCAAUAAAGUACUGGGACGAGGCCAUUCAGCUCACGCCUGGUGUUGCGGCUAUUUAUGAAAUGAAAUCACAGGCUCUACUUGAACUAGGAGAGUUGUUUCCUGCUGUACAGUGUGCAAAGAGAGCGGUGCAGUUAGAGCCACAGUGGGCCACUGCCAGACAGACACUGGGGAGAGCUCAGCUAGGAAUAGGAGAGCUGGAAAUGGCUUGUGAGAGUUUCCAGAAGGCCAUCCAUUUGCUACCUUCUGAUCAAGAAAUAUUAUCAGACUUGAAAUGGACAUUGGAAUUACUGGAGGAAAAGAAGAAGCCAUUGAGAGAGUAGCGCGCUAUGUAGCGCUAAUAAGAGGCAGCACUAGAUGCCCUCAUUAUUGGAUGAUACUUUUUAGUGCCAUGCUUCACUUGUAUUACACAGUAUGUACAUUGCACUGGAUUGUCAUCAGUUUUUAAUUUUAAUUAUUCGUUGUGCAACAACUUUGACAAUUAAUUGUGAAUACGA